AACACUUCCCAGAAGAAUUUUAGCCUUAUCAACGUCCUAAGGUCUAAAGCAUGCCACGACUUCUUCUCAUCCAAACAUCAUUUCCUCGCACAUCAUCCCUCUCCAAGAAAUUAUCGAACACGAACACUAGCCAAAUCCGAACAUAAAACCACAUAUGACUGAAAAUCUAGUAAAUUUUGGUAUCCUAGGAUGUGCCAAAAUAGCCAUUAAAUUGGCAAGAGCCAUAAACUUAGCACCCAAUUCAAUUCUUUAUGCUAUCGCAAGUCGCUCCCUAGAAAAGGCCAAGCAAUUUGCCAUACAAAAUGGAUUGCCAGAGACAAUCAAGAUUUAUGGUAGCUAUGAAGAAUUACUUGACGAUCCAUCCAUCGAAGUUGUUUACUUGCCAUUGCCAACUAGUCUUCAUGUUCAGUGGGCAGUCUUGGCUGCCCAAAAGAAGAAGCAUGUGUUAUUAGAGAAGCCGGCUGCACUUGAUGUGGUAGAUUUGGACAAGAUUCUGGAAGCUUGUGUAUCAAAUGGUGUGCAAUUCUUGGACGGCUCAAUGUGGUUGCAUCAUCCAAGAACUAUGAAGAUGAAGGAGCUACUCUUUGAUUCCAAUCUUGUUGGACAAGUGGACUUUAUUCAUAGCACGUCAACAGCUAAAGUGCCUCCUGAAUUCUUUGAGAGCAAUAUUAGAGUGAAGCAGGAUAUGGAUGCUCUUGGUGUACUUGGUGAUUUGGGCUGGUAUUGCGUCGGAGCAGUCUUGUGGGCAAAAAAUUACCGAUUACCAAAUGUUGUAUCUGCUUUACCAGCUAGUGUGACCAAGAACUCAGCUGGAAUCGUAUUAUCAUGCACAGCCUGCUUGAACUAUGAUCAACAUCACAAGACAGUAGCAAUCAUCCACUGCUCUUUCUUCUCUCAUACAUCCAUGGACUUGUCGAUCACCGGUACUAAAGGAUCCUUGCAUCUCAAGGAUUUUGUCAUUCCUUAUCAAGAGGGUUCUGCUUUUUUUGACCUGGCAUCACCUGCAACGUUCAUGGAUGAUCAAACUGGAUGGAAUGUGAAAACUGAAAAAGUGGUGGUGGAUAAUGAAACUCCUCAAGAGGCCUUGAUGGUUCAAGAGCUUGCUAGGCUAGCGCAGGGCAUUAAGAAAUGCGGGUUCCCGCCGGAUAACAGAUGGCCUGAAAUCAGCAGAAAGACUCAAAUUGUGGUGGAUGCAAUUAAGAAAUCUAUUGAUCUUGAUUGCAAACCUGUGCACCUGUGAUCAUGUAUUCAAGUCUUAGAUUAAUUUUGGAGGCAUGUUGAAUUUUGAGCCAUCUUACUAGAGAUGGCACUCUCCAAUUACAACUAUCAAAUAAAUUGUUACUGAAACAUGCAGGAAAACAUGUUGGUUUUCCAUUGGUUUAA
Molecule: messenger RNA, 1383 nt
Organism: Populus euphratica (Euphrates poplar)
Lineage: Eukaryota; Viridiplantae; Streptophyta; Magnoliopsida; Malpighiales; Salicaceae
Product: NAD(P)-binding Rossmann-fold superfamily protein
Exons: 2
Coding region: 155-1240 (361 amino acids)
Molecular function (GO): nucleotide binding
Source: RefSeq, a predicted model, not a curated record